Messenger RNA from Sphaeroforma arctica JP610, 693 nucleotides. RefSeq lists its product as hypothetical. The transcript is spliced from 6 exons. The record is from RefSeq and is a predicted model, not a curated record. Lineage: Eukaryota; Ichthyosporea; Ichthyophonida. Bases 1 to 693 code for a protein of 230 amino acids.
AUGAAGACGCGCGACGAUGAGACAAUCAGCAAACUCACAACUGAUCUCACAAAUGUUAUGGGAGAGAAGCAGAACGCUGAGCGAGACGUUAUGCAGCAUCAGGACCAGAUUAACAACCUCACGCACCAGUUGCAACAGCGCGCAAGUAUCAUUGCGAAUGACGAGAGUAGUGCGGAGAGAGCAAUGGAUAAAAUGCACGAAUCCAUAGCCGAACUAGGAAACGUUAAGGUUAAGCUAGCACAGGCAGAGCGAGAGUGUGAGGCGCUGCGUACGAAGGUCGCGUCAUUGGACGACACUGAACGAGCCCAUGCCAACGAAGUCAUCGAAAUGCGCACCACCAACGACGAUCAGAAGAGUCUGAUACGAGAGCAGCAGCAGGAAAUCGAUCGCUUGCGCAACAAGGUGUCGCAACUGGAGAGUGAUAUUGUGCAGAUACGACUCAGCAACGACACCGACACAGAGAAAGAGUGGAACAUCGAGAAGGCAAAGAUGGACAGCUACCAAGACAAGCUAACUCAUAUCAUCAACGAGCGUGAGGAGGAAUUGGCAGAGAGUAAAAACCAAAUUGUACAUUUGGAAAAUGAGCUGGAAAUAAUCGGGAAUGACUUGGGCAGGCAUGACAUCAUUCAGGAGUGUCUCAGCACACUUGACGGCCAUAAUCAGAGCAUAAAAGGUGCGAGAUGCCACUUGUGA